Molecule: messenger RNA, 1158 nt
Organism: Dentiscutata erythropus
Lineage: Eukaryota; Fungi; Glomeromycota; Glomeromycetes; Diversisporales; Gigasporaceae
Source: the annotation of a GenBank genome assembly
AUGUCAUGCCUAAAAAGGCAUAAAACUUUGUUCGAAAAGGAAAAAUUUGUGACUCAUGAACAUUUUAAAUCGAUUGAGUUUGAGGAAUUCUGGUAUCAAUGGAAUAGCUCAACUAUACAUUUUAGCUUUAAUGAAUCAUAUUUGUCGUCUAUGAAUUCUGAAAUCUACGAGGGAAAAGACAUUAAAGAGUGGGCAUCUCAUCUGAGUAAUAAUGUUAGUGACCUGCAAAUCAUUAGUUGGGAUAAGCUAUACCCAUUGUAUGAGUUGCUAGAUGAUGAUUUGAAACAAAAAGUCAAAGCUAUUUUUGGGAUUAAUAACCUAACAAAAAGCACCAAAAUUGAGGAAAAGGUGCUAAUGUCAGGUGUUAUUAAAAUUACAGAUUCUUUCUUCUAUAUUGUAAAAUUUCCUUAUGAACUAAACUCUAUAGAUUAUCAUAUUUUCGGAAGAUUAAUAACUCAAGAAGGGAAACCAAUUGACGCGAUUAUAAAAUUUAAGGCUAUGACUACACAUAGUUUCAUAGUGUGGAUUGAUAUUGAUAAAACAGUUAAGUCCAUACAUUCGAAUCUACAGAUUUUUUGGAUCAUGACCGGGCUACCCGAAAUUGGUUUCUAUAGUCCAUCUACUAGAGAUGUCACCACACUAGCAUCAGGUAGUUUCGAAUUUGCGUAUGCAAGGAAGUUGGAAAUUAUAUUACGAUUACCAGAAAAUAUACCAACAAAUUGGAUUUUAUGUACCUCUUUCCAAUAUUUCGAUUGUAUUCCGAGUUUCACGGCUACUACUAUUCAGUACGAUAAAGAUAGUAAUCAAAUCAAUGUUACUAUUCAAGAUGAUUCUGAUGUACAUAUUAGCAAGUUUGAUCAAAUUAAAAAAUAUUAUUGCUUCCAUUGGUGUAUUAUUUCCGAAGACCAUGAAAUUUUACCCGAUGUUCUUAAAAGUCGAGAGGCUUUAACAGGCGUUACUGAAAAUCAUGAUAUGCCUCCCGAAAAUUUGGAUGAUAUUUCUAAUAGUAAAGAGAUCUCAGCUGAUAUUCUUCCGGGAAAAAGAUAUAAUUUGAAUUCGAUAGGUCAAGACGUUUACGAGAAACCUAAAGAACCUGAAUAUGGGGUGCUAUCGCAAUUGUUCAUGAUACAUUAUCAAAAUAAUAUUGUAAGGUCAUAA